Molecule: messenger RNA, 2187 nt
Organism: Prorocentrum cordatum
Lineage: Eukaryota; Dinophyceae; Prorocentrales; Prorocentraceae
Source: the annotation of a GenBank genome assembly
CGCGUCAAGCCCUGCGACAAGGACCUGGUGUCCUGGCCUGAUCUUUCGACGGCUCCAGUUGAUGUCGCUGAUCUCGUCGGGGAGGCCGAGCGCGAGUGUUUGUCGAGAUGGGGGCGGACCGUGCUCAAGAGUGAGUCGUCUGCUUCAGAUCUGAGUGCGGCUUCGGUGCCGCAGCGCCCUUGCGUCGACCCGAUUUUGGGCAGCAGCCCCAGGGCCUGCGCCGGCUUCGCGGGGGAGUUGCUGCAGGGUGGUAUGAUCUCUUUCCGUGUGGCGCGAGUUGAUGAUCCUUAUAGCUUGGGCUUUUUCUUUGUCGAGAAGGUUUGCAAGGGCACGCUUCGCCCCGUCUUCGACGCGAGGGUGGCGAACGAGGGUUUCGCGGCCCCGCCCAAGACCACGCUCCCCGCGGCCGCGGCGCGGGCCGCCCUGGAGUCGGACAACCUCGCGGCGCUGGCCCGGGGCGACAUCCAGCGCGCGUUUUGCCACAUGCUCGUGCCGGAGGGCAUGGAGGAGCUGUUUACGUUGCCUCAUAUCUCCAGUCGUUUGCUCAAUGUCAAGCAGCUCGACGGCCUCCCCAUCCCUCCCGACGGUCUCCUCCGGCCGAUGGUGCGAGUCCCGCCGAUGGGCUGGAGCUGGUCGCUGCUGUUCUGCCGGAGCAUCAUGGGGGGGGCGCUCCUGCAUUGCGGGUUCGGCGACGGUGUCCUUAUCGAGGUUGGCCGCCCGAGCCCCGCCCUCUCUUCGAAGGACGGCGUGGCAGCCGCGGGCUACGUCGACAACUUCGCCAUCGUGGGGGGCGGCCCCGUUGCUGUCACUUCCAAGAGGGAUGAGGUGACCCGCGCGCUGGAGGCUUGGGGGCUACCUGUGCACUCGCUCGACGCCGCCUCGGCCGUAUCCGCGUUCACGGGUCUCGAGAUCAAUGGCGAGCCUGGGGCCGUGAGGGUGAAGCCUCGGAGCGCCAUGCGCCUUCGGCAGGCGCUGGUGGCGGUUUCGCGGCGAGGGGCCCCCGACGACUCCGACAUCAUUGAGGGGUUCUUGGACUCGAGCCCUGCGGGCUUCUGCAAGGGCUUCCACGAGAUCCCCGAGGAGCUCGUGCAGGUCUCGUCGUGGGUCACCGUGAUCUCCAGGAGGCAUUGGAACCCGUCCAAGAACAUUGUAGAGCACGACGGCGACGCUCUGCGUGACGCAAACGCCGCGUUGUCGGACCCCGCUCGGGCUCGGCACCCCUGCCGCGCCCUGCGCGCCCUGGACUGGUUGGGCUGGCGCGUGCUGAACUUCGCCACCGCCAGCCAGCUGGACUGCAUCCCCGUGUGCUGCCUGACGGACUUGCCCCUGGGCGGCUUCGUCACAGCGGCCGGGGGGAUGACGGUCGCGGCGAUGCGCCACCUCCUGCCGCUCAUCCCCGUCGGGAAGCGGCCACCCCCGCGGUCGGUGCGAACCCUCGAUGGGGGGCGCCGCCUGAUGCCGCCGCAGUCGCGCCUGGUUCUUCCUCGCUUGGUCGCGGUUGCAGUCGCAGGCUGGCUCAUGUGGAGGAACCUGCCCAGCAUGGCGGUCAUCGUGGCGCUGGUCUGCCACGCGUGCCUCAGGCCGUCGGAGGCCUACAGGCUGCGCGUGGGCUCGCUGAUGCCGCCGAUCUCAGGGUCGGGCGUCAACCCGCGGGGCAUCGUCGGGGGCGAAGCGAAGCCGGGCCGCCCUGGCAUGGCUGGGGUGAUGGACGAGUCGGCGCUGGGCAACGCCCCCGAGCUCUGGCCCGCGCUGCGCGCGCGGAUGCCCAACGCGUUUGCGGACGCCAGCCUCUGGAACUUCAGGCCCGUCGUGGUGCGCGCGAUGUUCCGCCAGGCCUUGCGCGAGCUGGGGCUGCGGCAGGAGUCUCUGUCGGUGUGCGCCCUUCGUCGCGGGGGGAACUCGCGCGACUUGCUCUCGGGUGCUCGUGCGAUAGCGGGGGUCAAGCAGACGUGGAGAUGGACAUCAGACACGUCUUUGAUGAGGCACGGCAAGAGGAGUGGCAUUCAGCAGCGGAUCAGGGGCCUCUCGCCCCAGAUCGCCGAGUUCGGCGUGCUGGGGUUCGCGAGGCUCUCGGUGUUGAUCGUGAGCAAGCUCGUGAAGGGCCGCUUCCCGUUGCCAGUGCCGCUCCAGUCGGCGCCCGCCCUGCCGUGGGUCGAGAAGCGGGCGCCCUUUCUGUCCAGAAAGUAG